CAUCUUUUAAGAGUUUUAGUUUGAAGCGGCUUUUGCCUUGUCAUUAAGAAAAAAACAUGGAAAUUUGGUGUUAGUUGUGGCGUAAGUUUUCAUCAACUCAGCAUUCAUUAACUAACAAUCAUUAAGAUGUCACACAUGACCUAACAAGUCCCACAAGCCACCUUUUACUUGCUCUAAUUAGCAACCCUUUCUGUAUACUAUUAACAUCAAAUAUUCAACAAAUGUCCAUGAUGAUGCUUAAGAUGUUAAGUUCCUGGAAUUGGAGAACUCGUGUUCGGCUCUCAGUUUUCGUUGCAGCUGCUUUGCUACUUUUAGUGGUAGGAUUCCUCUGUAGCAGAUUUGAUGAUGAUCAGUACAGGACGUUGAUGAAUAAUAUUCCAGAUGAUCACUCAAACAUAGACACAUCGACAACUAUAAAGAUGAUCCAUCCGUCAAAAGGACGGCCAGGUGAUCCACCAAUCCUGGCUUAUUGGAUUUUUGGUUUUAGAGGGGAAAGUAAAAGAAUGUUGAGGCUGUUAAAAGCGGUGUAUCACCCAAGAAACCAGUACCUAUUGCACCUUCUCGAUGGAGAUGGAGAUGAAGAGAGGAUGGAAUUAGCUGUUUCAGUUGAAUCUGAACAAGUGUUUCGAGCAUUUGGGAAUGUGAACGUUGUUGGUAAAAGUUAUGCUGUGGAGGAAUCAGGCGCCUCUGCUCUUUCCGCUAUGCUUCAUGCCUCCGCCUUGCUCCUUCGAAUUAGUCCCCUAUGGGACUGGUUUUUCACCUUAAGCUCUUCCGACUACCCUCUUUUUACUCAAGAUGAUAUGUUAUUUGCUCUCACUUCCUUGCCAAGGGAUCUCAACUUCGUAGGCUUCACCAAUAGGACUAUUGAUCGAAACAGGCAACACAACUUCAAUCGGAUUGUUGUUGACCCCAGCCUACAUUUGAAACAGGCUACUCCCCUUUACUAUGCUGUAGAGACUAGAGAAGUACCAACAACAUUUGAUAUAUUCCAAGGUUCUCCAUGGAUGGUAUUGAGCAGAGGAUUUAUGGAGCAUUGCAUCAAAGGUUGGGACAAUUUCCCUAGGAAGUUACUUAUGUACUACGCCAACGUAGUGUCACCUCUAGAAUCCUACUUCCACACUGUACUAUGCAAUUCCCCAGAAUUUAGAAACACAAUAGUAAACCAGGAUCUCAGGUACUCCGCGCCAAUAAAUGUUUCAAACUACUAUGACAAUCUUGUGAACAAAUGGGCAAUAUUUGCUAGGCCAUUUAAAGAAGGCGAUCCUACUUUAGACGAGCUAGACAGGGAUAUCCUAGAUCGCCAGCCCCAUGGGCUGGUGCGCGGGAAAUGGUGCAAUAAUGGAGGACACAAUUCUUCUUCUUGUAGUUCUAAUUCCAGUACUAAUUGGGAUGACAUUGAUUCAUUAGAUCCUGGAUUUUAUGGCCAAAAACUUCAGAAUAAUCUGUCCAAUUUUACUGUUGGAGACCAUUAUAUGGUAACCAAACAUUGUCAUGGCAAUUCAUCUUAAUAUAUAUACUCCAUAUUUGUUUCCAAA
Solanum tuberosum (potato) is the source of this 1535-nucleotide messenger RNA. RefSeq names its product beta-glucuronosyltransferase GlcAT14C-like. The transcript is spliced from 4 exons. Bases 222 to 1508 code for a protein of 428 amino acids. Gene Ontology annotation, molecular function: glucuronosyltransferase activity. The record is from RefSeq and is a predicted model, not a curated record. NCBI's taxonomy places the organism in Eukaryota, Viridiplantae, Streptophyta, Magnoliopsida, Solanales, Solanaceae. Gene Ontology annotation, cellular component: membrane.